UUUAAAAAAUAAAAACAAAUGUUUAUGAUUACAUAAAAUAAUAAUUAUUAAUUUUGGAAUUAGAAUUAGGAAGACGUAAAAAAUUUAAUGUGUCGCUUUUAAUUAUAACGUUGUAUUGUUGUUCGUGAUGAUCACUUAUAAUGACUGACAAGUAUAGUUGGUUAAUAUUAGGAUAUUUAGUGACAAAUCUGCUAUGUUGUCACGCGGCAAUGAAUGCAAAUAUGUCGAGAAACGACGGUGGAGGAUUAAAAAACGAUUCAUUGUUGGAAAAUGAUCCAGAACUUAACUAUGUUCCGUCUGGGCCGCUGGUCAUGUGCUCUUUUUUGCCAAUGGAGUUCAUUGAAUGUGAAGACUUAGUUGACUUAAAAGGAAACAAAACAAGAGAUGAUACCAUGACAGGUGGCUGUUCUAAGUAUGGCGGUAGUUAUAGAUAUGAAGAUGUAGAAAAAACAACAGUUCAAUGCAUGGUUUUACCUGGUAUAGAAUGUCACGGAAAUAGGAAAUUCAACAAGAAAGGAUUUCCAUGUGUGAAAUAUGGUGGCUAUUAUUUCCUAACUACUCUACUUUAUUCAAUAUUACUUGGAUUCCUUGGUAUGGACAGAUUUUGUCUAGGACAAACUGGAACAGCUGUUGGAAAAUUAUUGACACUUGGUGGUGGUGGUGUCUGGUGGAUACUGGAUGUUAUUUUGUUAGUCACUAAUCAACUUUUGCCUGAAGAUGGCAGUAAUUGGAAUAUUUAUGUUUAGCUGAGAAACUCUUUUUGUAACUUUCAUAAAAUAAAACUAAUACUUGUACCAAAAA
Molecule: messenger RNA, 801 nt
Organism: Rhopalosiphum padi (bird cherry-oat aphid)
Lineage: Eukaryota; Metazoa; Arthropoda; Insecta; Hemiptera; Aphididae
Product: TM2 domain-containing protein CG11103-like
Exons: 4
Coding region: 141-746 (201 amino acids)
Source: RefSeq, a predicted model, not a curated record